CUUCUUUUCGUGACAUUUGUCAAGCAAGCUGUUCUCCGGUUCAGCGCUGAGCAAUUUUUAGUCGUAAAGUUGUUUAUCUCGACCGGGAAAUCGCAUCAACAUGGCAGCCGCCGUCGUAGCAGGCAAGGACAUCGAGAAGCCCCAGGCUGAAGUCUCCCCCAUCCACCGCAUCCGUAUCACGCUCACGUCCCGCAACGUGCGUUCACUGGAGAAGGUCUGCGCUGACCUCAUCAACGGAGCCAAGAAACAGAAGCUGCGUGUUAAGGGACCCGUCCGCAUGCCGACCAAGAUCCUCCGCAUCACCACCCGCAAAACGCCUUGCGGUGAGGGUUCCAAGACCUGGGACAGGUUCCAAAUGAGGAUCCACAAGAGGGUCAUCGACCUGCACUCUCCUUCUGAGAUCGUGAAGCAGAUCACGUCUAUUAACAUCGAGCCUGGAGUAGAGGUGGAGGUCACCAUCGCCGACGCGUAGGCACAGCUGCCAAUAAACUUUAUUUUGAUUUA
Ostrinia nubilalis (European corn borer) is the source of this 504-nucleotide messenger RNA. RefSeq names its product small ribosomal subunit protein uS10 (gene RpS20). Bases 101 to 472 code for a protein of 123 amino acids. The transcript is spliced from 3 exons. Gene Ontology annotation, cellular component: cytosolic small ribosomal subunit; ribosome. Gene Ontology annotation, molecular function: structural constituent of ribosome. Gene Ontology annotation, biological process: translation. NCBI's taxonomy places the organism in Eukaryota, Metazoa, Arthropoda, Insecta, Lepidoptera, Crambidae. The record is from RefSeq and is a predicted model, not a curated record.